AUGCCCGUUGCGCAGCUCAGGUCGCCUCGACUAGCGGGCCAGCUGGCUCGGCAUGUGAAGGUCGCGCGUAACUUUUCCACCACCGCCGCCGCCCGCAAGGAGAUCCAGGAUGCCUACAUUCUGAGCGCCGCGCGCACGCCGACCGCCAAGUUCAAUGGCUCGUUCCUCACCGUCCCGGCCCCUCAGCUGGGUGCCACCGCCAUCAAGUCGGCCCUCGAGAAGUCCAAGGUCCCCAUCGAGAAAAUCACCGAUGUGUACAUGGGCAAUGUGCUGCAGGGCUCUGUCGGCCAGGCCCCGGCGCGACAGGCGACCAUCUUCGCCGGCCUGCCCGAGUCCGUCGAGGCCAUCACCAUCAACAAGGUCUGCGCCUCGGGUCUCAAGGCCGUCGCGUUUGCUGCGCAGAACAUUCAGCUCGGGCUCGCCGAGGCCCAGGUCGCCGGUGGCAUGGAGAACAUGUCGCGUGUCCCGUACUACGUGCCUCGCGCCAGUGGCCUGCCCGCCUUUGGCCACGUCAAGAUGGAGGACGGCCUGAUCAAGGACGGCCUGACGGACGUCUACCAGCAGUUCCACAUGGGCAACUGCACCGAGAACACGGUCAAGAAGCACUCCAUCACCCGUGAGCAGCAGGAUGAGUACGCCAUUCGGUCGUACAAGAACGCGCAGAAGGCUUGGGCCGACAAGGCCUUUGCCGACGAGAUUGUGCCCGUCACGGUCCCCGGCAAGAAGGGCGACAAGAUUAUCGACACGGACGAGGGCUUCAUGGACGUCAAGAUCGAGAAGAUCCCCACGCUGAAGCCCGCUUUCGUCCGCGACGGAACCGGCACCGUCACUGCCGCCAACUCGUCGACGCUCAACGACGGCGCUAGCGCUCUGGUGCUGGGCAGCAAGGCCAUCGCCCAGCAGUACGGCUCUGGCUCGCGGGUGCUGGCCAAGAUCUGCAGCUACGCCGACGCCGCCGUCUCGCCCAUCGACUUCCCCGUCGCCCCCGCCAAGGCCGUGCCGAUUGCGCUGGAGCGCGCGGGCAUCACCAAGGACCAGGUCGCCGUGUGGGAGUUCAACGAGGCGUUUGCCGGCGUCAUCCUGGCCAACGCGAAGAUCCUGGGGCUCGAGAACGCCAACGUGAACCCUCUGGGCGGCGCCAUCUCCCUGGGCCACGCGCUCGGCAGCUCCGGGUCGCGUAUCCUGACGACGCUGCUGCACCAGCUGAAGCCUGGCGAGUACGGUGUCGCUGCUAUCUGCAACGGCGGCGGCGCGGCCACGGCCAUGGUCGUGCAGCGCGUGGAAUCUGUAUAA
Purpureocillium lilacinum is the source of this 1293-nucleotide messenger RNA. RefSeq lists its product as uncharacterized. Lineage: Eukaryota; Fungi; Ascomycota; Sordariomycetes; Hypocreales; Ophiocordycipitaceae. The record is from RefSeq and is a predicted model, not a curated record. Gene Ontology annotation, molecular function: acetyl-CoA C-acetyltransferase activity. Gene Ontology annotation, cellular component: mitochondrion. Gene Ontology annotation, biological process: fatty acid beta-oxidation.